Molecule: messenger RNA, 1728 nt
Organism: Malassezia vespertilionis
Lineage: Eukaryota; Fungi; Basidiomycota; Malasseziomycetes; Malasseziales; Malasseziaceae
Exons: 1
Coding region: 1-1728 (575 amino acids)
Source: RefSeq, a predicted model, not a curated record
AUGCACGGCGGCGGUGCGUACUUCGUGCACGACAGUCCCGUGCUCGCCGCGAGCCCGUCUUUGCCGAAAAGCCUGCGUUUGAAAACGCAGGUGCCAUCGCUGCACCCCCCCUGGAAGCCACUCGCCCAGCACCUGGUUGAUGCGGCACGGUGCAACACACUAGCAGCGCCAUCAGCGAGCGAUGUGUGCAAGAACAUUGUGCAAAAUACCUUGCUUGUUCGUGAGCGAGCCGAAAAAGGCGUACUUGUACGCAAUUCCGCGCACGUCGCACUUGUACAUACACUCAUGCACAUGCCGCCUGGCAGCGUGAAUUGCGACCUGCUGCUAUCUACGAUGCUCGACACGAUGCUCGAUGCCCUGCGCGAUACAGACGCAUCCCUCAGCCCCGACCUUUUUGCCCACGCUGCCUUUUUGAGCGGCACGCGGGGCAUGCAACGCACGCGUGCGUGGCUGCACCGGCGCCUCACUGCAGGCUGUAUUCCCCCCAGUGCCAAGGUAUGGCGUGCCCUGCUCGAUGCACACGUGCUCCGCCAGGACUGGGCGCGAGUGCAGCAUGGACUCGACGUGUGCUCCGCACAAGGCACGCCGCUCCCAUUGCACACGUACACAGUUGCGCACGUACGUGCGUGUGCUCCUUCGGCGGAGAUCCCUGCCGCAUUGAAUGCCGUGCUCACACGGAUGCGCGCGCAGAGCGCGACGCUCACAGACCCCAUGCUCGCGCAGCUGGUGCAUACGCUUGCGGCGCCGGUGCAUCGAGCAUAUGCGGCCCACGCGCCGUGCAAUGUUGUGUACAGCGUGGCCAGUCCAGUACAAUCGCUCCUGUACGUCUUUUUUAUGUGGUUCAGCGGCGCCGGCCCUGCGCCGCCUGCGUUUGACAACGAAACGCGCGGGGUGAAUGGCACACUUCUCGAUAGCUACCCUAACGCAACCGCGGCGGUCAUCGAGGUGGAGCUCGGGAUCGCAGAGACGCUGCAAGCUGCGUACUAUGCGGGUGCGCGCGCAGAGCGUGCUCCGUAUGCGACGCGUCGCGCGCCGCACAGCGUCACUGGGCCCAUACGGGCGCGGCUAGAGGAGGUGCAGCGUGCGUUGCGUGCGCAUCGCGGCCUGUACGAACAGCUUGCGGUACGCCUCUAUGCGCUCGAGGGUGCACACGAAAAAGCAUCCGCUUUGCUGCGCGAAUGGCUCGCACAAACGGACCCCGCACAGCGCCGCAAUCAGCAGCGCACCGUCGUCGCGCGCUUUGCACACGUGUCUCGGUGCCCGCGGCGAGCGCGGCUUCUCCCGCUGCUCGACCUGCUGCACAUUGCGACGCAUGCAGCGCCAGGCGUGUGGGGCGGGCACGGCGGCGCGCGCACAUUGCCGCGGCUGUGCGUGCGUCUGCUCGGCGCAUGGGCAAAUUGGGCGGGGCACCGCGAUGCAGACAUUGUGCGGAAUGCAUCCACGCGGCACGGCUGGGCGUUUCUCGAUUUACUGCUUGCUGCCCUCGUGGCCGCGUCACGCACGGUGCCAGCGCCGCGCGUUUGGGCGCACAUGUUGGACGAUCCAAAGCGCGUGCGUGCCAUUGUGUGGACUGCAUGCUGCGCGGCGCCACGCCGCGAUGCACCAGAGCGGCUCGCGCGUGUGCAAGCGUGUUUUGCCGCGCUCCGUGUCUCCCCGCGCACGCAGCGGUAUGCAGCGGCGGCGCGCGAUGCGGCCGCAAGAUCGCCGCAAGAUGCUGCUAGCCCAUAG